UUCAUACAAGAAUGUGUUCCUAAAGAUGACCUGCUUAUUUAUAAAUAACAGUUUGAAUUGCCAUUUACAAACAAUAUCGUUUUAAGAUGACACUGUGAUUAUAUAAAUCGCUCAAAUAAAUGCGUUUGUCACUAAUUGUUCUGUCUUGAACAAUCCACUUCAGGUAAAUAGCCAAAUAAUCCAAAACAAAUGGUUGACAUCUCUAAUAUUUAGUUUCCUCCAAAAUUCUGAUUGGCAGCGAAUGACAUCCUGAACUAUCCGAGGAGUAAGAGUUGAGAAAUGUUUUCUAUUCUUUGCCAUCUUUUUUCACAAAUCAGCAGCAAAGGGAGAAGUUCUGAUUUGCAAAUGAGUGGGAAAAUAGACAUAGCAGUUAUUUCUUUCAUUGCUAAAAUAGCUCACUGAUUUCCUGUCUCAUGUGACCACCUUCUCAGAGCUGUUUGGGCGGUCAGCUGGUUGUGCCUGGCUGUCCCCCUGUCGAUCUGCCGUGCGCUCACAGCAGCAGCAGCAGCAGCAGCAGCACAGAUUAGUCUGGUCUCAGCAUGCGGCGCCAUUCCCUCUGUAACUGCGUGCGGCUUUUAACCUAUUAAUAGGUCUUGCAAUUUGCCAUGCGGUCUUGGUUGGAUCUGGACAAUGAAUAACACCACCGGCUUGGCGCUGGUUGGAGCGGGCAGCCGGGAAGACCCUCCGGCGCACAGAGCUCUCACUGGAUGCGUCCUGGUGCUGCUCAUCAUAUGGACGCUUGUGGGCAACAUGACCGUGUGCGCGGCCGUGUAUCGCUACCGUCACCUGCGCGCCAAGGUGACCAACAUCUUCAUCGUGUCCCUGGCUCUGUCGGAUCUCCUGGUCGCGGUGCUGGUGAUGCCGUGGAAAGCCGCGGCUGAAGUGGCCGGCUUCUGGCCGUUCGGCGGCUUCUGUAAGACAUGGCUGGCCUGCGACAUCAUGUGCUCCACCGCCUCCAUCCUCAACCUGUGCGUGAUCAGCGUGGACCGAUACUGGGCAAUCUCCAGCCCGUUUUGCUACGAGCGGAGCAUGAACAAGAGGGUGGCCUUCGUGAUGAUCGGGGUGACGUGGACAGUGUCCGUUGUGAUCUCCUUUGUUCCCGUGCAGCUGGACUGGCACCGGGCGGAAAUCAGUGACCCCGGCGGGCGCGUGAUCCCGCGCCUGGAGAGCACCGAGGAGAGCUGCGACUCGAGUCUGAGCCGCACUUACGCAAUCUCUUCCUCCCUUAUCAGCUUCUACAUCCCCGUUGUGAUCAUGAUCGUCACCUACACCCGGAUCUACCGGAUUGCCCAGACGCAGAUCCGGGUGAUAUCUUCCUUGGAGCGCGCGGCGGAGCACGCCCAGAGCUGCCGGUCGCACGUGCCCGAGCUGUUCCCGCACAUGUGCACAGACAUCGGUGCCAGCUCCUACCAGUCCCGCAUCAGCAUCCACCCUGAUUCCCAGUGCCCCAAUCAGUCACACCGGGAGCUCAGAGUCUCCAUCAGGAAAGAGACCAAAGUGCUGAAGACUCUGAGCAUCAUAAUGGGAGUUUUCGUUUGCUGCUGGCUGCCCUUCUUCAUCCUGAACUGCGCUCUGCCCUUCUGCCCCGGACCAGGGGCCCCUUUAGCCCACCGCGGCCCCUGCUGUGUCAGCGAGAAAACCUUCGAUGUGUUCGUGUGGAUCGGGUGGAGUAACUCCUCCCUAAACCCAGUUAUUUAUGCGUUCAACGCGGACUUCAGAGACGCUUUCCUUCGCCUGUUGCGCUGCCGCGGAGGAGGCUUUCUGUCCGCGGUGAGUACAGCGGUGGAGACCAUGCUGGCGAGCAACGAGGCCGGGCAGCAGAGGCGGGACAGCACCCUGAAGGCGAAGCUGAGCGUGUCCACGAACACGCGGGGGAGUCAGGACAGCGGAAACACCACGGUGGCCGUGUUUUAUCACGGGGGGGCCACGAUGGAGCAAGGGACGGACACUGAGGAAAGAUAUGAUAAAGACCGACUGACACAGAUACCCAGAUAAUUUUAGAAUCUGCAGCCACGCUGAUCUUCUUUUAGUUUGUUUUUAGUCGAUAUUAAGUCAUUUUGACCAUCAAACAAGUUCUUUAAGGAAAGGAAAAUCACUUUUUUUUCACUUGAUUGCCUAGAAGAAAGGGGGACUAAAGGUGUUACAAUUCAAAUAGCCAAAAAUAAGUAGUUGUAAUUUAAUGGCUUUUCCUUAACUAAUCAAAACUGGAAACAAACACGUGAAUAACUGUCCUAAACCUUUUAUGCACGAGUUGUUAUAACCAUGCAGAAAAGAAGCUUUCAAAAAGCUUUGUUUGUUUGUUUUCAAUCAAUUUUUGACGCUUUUAGUUUAAGAAAUAUGGCGGCUAAACCAGUGUGGCAACACACUUUACAUUUUCUGACAUUGUUCACUUUUAUGAAAAAAGAAACUAACCUUACGUGUUUCCCGUAUAUCCCACAUUCAGCUCUUUGCUGAUGACUUCUUCAGAAAAAAAAUCUUGUGAAAAUACACAGUGAAACUAAACAUGAAGCAAAUGAGAGACAUCUAUUUAUUUAUUUUAGUAAAAUGCAAACCCAAGCAAAAAUAUGUGGAUAUGAAAAAGGAAUACUAAAACAAAGCCCCUACAUUGGUAUAACUUAUUUUUUAACUUUCAGGAUGAAAAUCCUCAGCAUCAGAAAAUGUGUUUUUGUUUUAAAAUAUUAUUUUUAUGAUUGCUGAAUUAGUGACUGGUUUGACUUUUUCCAAAUAACAAAAUAGCCAUAGUAAUUGUCAAACCUGUAGGUUAAAUAUAAUAAGGGAUGCAUUAUGUCCAAAUUAAAGGACAUAUAUGACCUCAAAAGCUUCAGAAUGCCAACCGGGUUUUUCCGAACUUAUCUCUUUUGGCCAGCAGGAGGCAGAGUUUACAGAGACACCAGAAUAAAACAAAAAGAAUAUCAUCAACCAACAAGUAAAAAAAAAAAAAAAAAAGACUUGAAUAACUGUGACCUACAUUCACAAAACGAUAAGUUAUUAAAUGUCAGCAAUAAAAUAUAUUUACAAAAAGCUGUUUAAAAAAAGCUAUUAAGAUUAGUUUUAUGAUGGUUCCGUUUAUUAUUUUAUCGUCAUGUCCCGCAGUUUAUUCAUUCAUUUUGUACAUCAGCUGUGACCAUCAAAUACCUAUUGUAUAAUUCUCCUAUUGUUCUGUGAACAGAUCUACAAAAUGGAGGAUUGAAGUUGACUCACCAUCAUUUUUCCUCUAAUCCACCUCACAUCAUCCUCCAAGGCCCUUUUAAUCUGAGAAAUAUGUUGAUCAACAGGAUCUCAAGCAGCUAACAGGCUGAGGAUGGUACGCAACAAAUUUGGUUUUAUUCAAAGCAGUAAACGCAUUUUGACAGCAUGCAUCACAUUGGUAAAAGAAAACCUUUGCUGAUGAAGACUGUUCGUCAUAAGCCACCCCCUCUUGAUUCCACAGUCCCAGCUGCAUGACCUGAAAGCUCACACGGCCUGUGAUCUGAGCGUUAUGAUGUGAAAGGACGAAGUGACCUGUGGGGUGUUUGUGGCUUGUCGUUUAUAAUGAAACAA
Molecule: messenger RNA, 3540 nt
Organism: Poecilia reticulata (guppy)
Lineage: Eukaryota; Metazoa; Chordata; Actinopteri; Cyprinodontiformes; Poeciliidae
Product: D(1) dopamine receptor-like
Biological process (GO): G protein-coupled dopamine receptor signaling pathway; adenylate cyclase-activating adrenergic receptor signaling pathway; positive regulation of MAPK cascade
Cellular component (GO): plasma membrane
Molecular function (GO): G protein-coupled receptor activity; dopamine neurotransmitter receptor activity, coupled via Gs
Source: RefSeq, a predicted model, not a curated record